UUGUAUGUGUGACGUUUCAUCUCUCACGCUCAGACUCUACUCACCUUCGUUUCUCCAACGGUGACGAAGAAAUUCACUUCUCUCCCCGAUUGGAAAAUCAAACUCCACCGUGAAUACUGUCCGAUCACCACCACGACUAACCCUAUCGUCUCAACCUCUCCUCUUCUAAUUCUACAAAGAUCUCUCUGAAACUACCAAAUUCAAAACCCUAUUUCUCCGCCGCCGCCACCCAUUCCUUCACCACGACUCCCAGCAUCAUUUCGUUUCUUUGAUAAUUUUGUAUACAAUGAUAAAUAGGGCUUUUGAUAUGAUCUUCCUUUUUUUUAAUGCAGGGACACAUUAGCCAAAAGACUGUGUUUGCCGUCUCCGAUAAUACGGCAGAAGCUCAGAUAUUUCUUGAGGCUCUCGAACACGGUUUAUAUGGCAUAGUUUUGAAAGUAGAAGACGUUGAGUCUGUUCUUGAGUUAAAGUUGGAAAAACUUUCAGGAAUAUUUCGACCGAAGAACAGAAGAAAACAAUGUAUUGAACUUGACCAAGGCCACUGGGGGAUCGUGUUUGUGUUGAUCUCUGCAGUCUCAUGAGGCCCGGUGAAGGACUUCUCGAGAUGGAUGGGUUUGACAGCAAUUCAGCAGUGAUUGUUCUUGGAGCAACUAAUCGUGCUGAUGUCUUAGAUCCUGCACAUCGCCGACCAGGAAGAUUUGAUCGAGUAGUUAUGGUGGAAACACCUGAUAGGAUUGGAAGAGAAUCCAUCCUGAAAGUUCACGUUUCUAAGAAAGAACUUCCAUUGGCCAAUGAUGUUUACAUUGGUGACAUUGCUUCUAUGACUACUGGAUUCACAGUGGCGGAUCUUGCGAACCUAGUAAAUGAGGCUGCUUUAUUGGCUGGAAGAAAGAACAAAGUUGUUGUGGAGAAAAUUGAUUUUAUUGAAGCUGUGGAAAGGUCAUUAGCUGUAAGUAAAUUUUUUUUGGAUUCUUUGUUUUCCAUCUGGAGUACCACGCUCCUGGAAAAUGUUCCACUACAAUGAUCUAAAGUGCUGAUGGAACUAGGUAGGAAGACUAGGAAUAAUCUAGAUUAUACUUUUUAUUUUUUGUAUUUUUUUUAUUUUUUUGUAUCGGAAAGAUAUUAAAAUGCAAAGGGAUCAUUAGAGAAACUUAUUAAACAUUUGAGUU
This is a messenger RNA of Vicia villosa (hairy vetch), 1169 nucleotides long. RefSeq names its product ATP-dependent zinc metalloprotease FTSH, chloroplastic-like. The record is from RefSeq and is a predicted model, not a curated record. Gene Ontology annotation, molecular function: ATP-dependent peptidase activity; ATP hydrolysis activity; ATP binding. The transcript is spliced from 6 exons. NCBI's taxonomy places the organism in Eukaryota, Viridiplantae, Streptophyta, Magnoliopsida, Fabales, Fabaceae. Gene Ontology annotation, biological process: proteolysis. Gene Ontology annotation, cellular component: chloroplast thylakoid. The coding region runs from base 578 to 1024 and encodes 148 amino acids.